This is a messenger RNA of Ectocarpus sp. CCAP 1310/34, 2291 nucleotides long. The record is from the annotation of a GenBank genome assembly. Lineage: Eukaryota; Phaeophyceae; Ectocarpales; Ectocarpaceae.
CUCCUUUCCCUGUGUCACCCAGCACUCCCUAUCCUCGCCAUGGCUCCCAAGUUCGACCUCUCCACGCCCAAGGGCCUGAUGCCGUUCAACGGCUACAUCUCGUCCAAGUCGUACGUGGAGGGCUACUCCUACUCGCAGGCGGAUGCGGACAUGUUCGCCACCUGCGCUGGCGUCCCGGACAAGGCCAAGGCGCCCCACGCCUACCGCUGGUACAUCCACAUCGCCGCCAUCAAGGGCGUCAGGAGCUUGAGCUUGGCGCCCAGCAGCGGCUCUGCCCCGGCCGCGGCGCCUGCGUCUGCUCCGAGGGCGGCACCCGCGGCGAAGGCCACUAAGGUCGACGACGACGACGAUGACGACGACGACCUCUUCGGGGACGAUGAAGAGGAGGAGGCGGCCAAGCCCGCGGAGAAGAGCCGCGCUGAGAAGAUGGCGGAGGCUAAGGCUGCCAAGGACGCCAAGAAGAAGGUUGACAGGUCGCAAAUUGUGUUUGAGGUGAAGCCGUGGGACACGGAGACGGACCUCAAGGGCUUGUUCGCCAAGAUUUGCAAGACUAAAAUUGAGGGGCUUGUCUGGGGAGAGGCGCACAAGCUCGUGCCCGUGGCGUUCGGCGUGAAGAAGCUGGUUCUAUCGUGUGUUGUGGAAGAUGACAAGGUUGGCGUUGAAGACAUCACUGACGUCAUCGAGGGUUUCGAAGACGAAGUACAAAGCGUGGACAUGACCACCAUGAACCGCCUGUAGUCUGGAAAAUCCCUUGUAAAAUGGAGACUUUUUCGAUUUUGUCAAAGGUCGUCAGCUUGUCUAUUGUGUUUUUUUGGUGCCUUGUGCGUGUGUGUUGACACACGGGGAUGACGCUCGCGGUUGUGUGCGUGCGAGGGCGGGGGGCAGCCUUCUGCUGCUAUUGUGAGGCACGAAAAGGACUACCGCCGUUCGCUGUCGCUCCGUUGAGUCUGGUUGAUGUUUGGAUGUGUGCGGAGCACACAACCUCAUAGUGGGGGUACGACCAAGACUGCUGUUUGGUCAUCCUUGUUGAUGUUUCUGUUGGCGUGCACAGAGCACACAACCUCCCCGAAUCAGCCCUUGAGGUCCACAAGUUUUGCAAAUCGAUUCUUGAGUGCUACAGCAGUAGUAGCUGUUUCGUCGUAUCACUCGGCUUGCGGCACAGACUCUUGAUUGGGAUCCUACACCGCGGGGCGCCCUGUUUUGCUUCUUCAAGCCACACCUUGUUGGACAUUCUCGACGAGGCAGGCGCGGUGUUCCCGUCCAGCCUACUCUAGUACUUGCAGGGUUACGAGCUCCACUUACGGUGCCAUAUGGCUACGGCUGUGUCGCACCACGUAUGUUUGCGGACAGCUCUACUACGAGAAUUUGGCGACGGUUUUGAUGGAAGCACUGCUGUCUGGUCCGUGUGUCCGAUUUGGACAUUCAUGUUCAUCUUUCUCCGCGUGUGUCUGGUUUGCUCAACGCACCAGAUAGAUGUUGUCGCGUAUCGAAUGGUGUUGUUCUCGCAUCAUGCGUGAUACUUGUGGCGUUUGGUGGCUUUCUCACCUACAGCCACCCUCAGCGGUCGACAAUCACGUACGCAUUCGACUCUGUGCGAGGAGUGCUGACGGAAAAAGCAGAGUGAUGAGCAGGGCAAUCAAGCUGUAGAACCCGGAUGAGAGAUAAAAAAAUAGAUCAGUGAGGCCGGGUCGGCGAGUUGACACCUCGCGAUGAAAAAAUUAGAACGUCUGCCGCUUGGUUUCUCUAUUUCACGUGGAUCAGAGACAUCGCACGCGAAGCUUUCCUCACUCCGGCAGAAGAAGCCGCUUCUGGUGUUUAGUUGUGUGCUACUCUAGACCGUCUCCAGAGUGACCCUUGUGAACUGCCCACUCGUUUGACAGAAUAGAUACUUUAAUACCCGCGCCACUUGUUACAUCUCGGUGAUGACGGAGAUCUGUUAUUGCUGAUGUAUUGUCGGCGGUCAUGUUGACUUGAGCAAGAAAGACUGAAGAGCUGUUGUCUGAGAGGUCUGUGUAGCUCAGAGGUGCGGCGAUGAUAAAUGGCUGCUCGUUGUGUAGACGGCGGUACAGGUAUACGAUCACACGGUACAGUACACUCUCUGAUCCGGUAAAGUUUGAACCGUGUUGGCAUGGCGCAGCAGUUUCAUCAUCGUGUUUCAAGAAGGGGUGUGAAUGCAAUAUAUGCACGUGCAGCAGAUAGCAUGCGCCAACCAGCAGCCAGCAGAGGUUGGAAAUACGGGACUGUCAGAUGUCAGAGAUAUGAUACAUGAUCAAAAAAAGUUCGAAACCCGA